Neoarius graeffei (lesser salmon catfish) is the source of this 3102-nucleotide messenger RNA. RefSeq lists its product as uncharacterized. The record is from RefSeq and is a predicted model, not a curated record. The coding region runs from base 545 to 1669 and encodes 374 amino acids. The transcript is spliced from 5 exons. NCBI's taxonomy places the organism in Eukaryota, Metazoa, Chordata, Actinopteri, Siluriformes, Ariidae.
ACCCGGAAGUGUUUUAUUGUUGUUAUACCGGUGCCUGGAAUGCCGGUGUCUGAGUGAGGGCUUUAUUUAUUGAGUGUUGUGGUGACGAAUAAUUCACACUUAAUAUAACCAGCAAGUGUAAAUAUAAUCAAGUCGAGUGGAGAGAGAUGUGGUGUUAUCCGGUGACAUUAUACUUAUAUGGCUUCUGUGUUUUUAACCUUACUGCACUUCUUGUUAUGGUAGCUAUGCUAGCUGUUUAGCUAUGAGAAUUACAGUACAGCUACUUAGGUAGAAUUCUUUUACGGCAGACUUGAUUAAUUUAUCCUUCUUCUUCUCAUCUCCUUAUGUGUAUUCAAGUCUGUAUUUGUUCGCCAGAUCCGCCUCAGCUGUAUAGCUGCAUGUCUAUUUAUAUCUCAGGAUUACUCCAGUCUGGGUAAUGAAGUAUCCAGUACAUCUUGCUGGCUUUAUCCGACACCUUGUAAGUUGUUUUUCCUUCAUCAUGAAAGUCUGAUCCGUUUAGCUCAGCUCUUAGUGUUCAGGGAAGAAAAGAGAUUAUUGUUACACCAUGUCUGUCUCACAAAACCCUUGUGAAACACCUCAGGCCAGCAAUGAUUACAAUGGAGAUGUAGUACAGGAGAAGUCAGACAGUGCUGAACAUCCGUCUUUAUCAGCUUCACGAUUACUGUCAGUUAGGAAAACGAAAAUAGUCCUUCACAUUGAUGUGAACAACACUAUCCUGAUAACUGAUGCUGUUACAAAACAAGGGACGGUUGCUGCUCUUGAAUAUUUUUUGUCCACUGUGACCUGGGGACGGAUGGCAAAAGGAAAAUGGGAGUGGAUGUGUGAGUCUCCAUCUCUCCUCCCACCAUGCGAGGGUGCUGUGAGUUACUACUCUCAGUUUGGUAGAGUAGUAGGUUUCACCACAGCUGGGCCAGGCAAGCGUUUCCAGAAGGUUCUUGAAGAGCAUCUCGAACUGCUGCGCUGGCCUUCUGACCUGCCUGAACACAAGGAGCUCUCUGUAAAAGGAGAAGAUGGAAAACUGUACCACUGGAUCCUGCCCUCUUUCUUCCAGCUGCUACAGGAGCUGGUCUCACAAGGGAUUGAGUUUUCCAUCAUCUUCCGCACAUUUGGUACAGACCUUCCUCGUCUGUUGAAGGUCAUUCAACAAGCCCUUGAGCAUGGCAUCCAUCCGCUCUUCCCUGAACUGCCAGAACUGAAGCUAAGUGUGGACACAACACCAGGUCAGAUCAGAUGCAACACUAAGGGUGUUAUUCUGAUUCAUGGAGAGACGCAUUUAUCUACACAAGAUGGGGAACGGAGUCUGUACCGGUACUUAAGCUCCUCACAGGGUUUGGGUGGCUUCCAAGACCACUUCAACUGGUGGGUACGAAACACACACACCAUUAUGGGAGGAAAGCCACUGUGGAUUGACCCAUUUGACUCCACAAUCCAACACAUCUUUAUUGAUGACAACAUCCACCAAAACGAUGAUGACACUAUUGUGCAUCCUAAGGUAUUUCUGGAUCCUGAGGGCUCGGAGACCCGCACAGCCUCCACUUCAGAGUUGUAUGACCUGUGUCUGAUUCAAACUGACCUCCUCAGAGCCAUUUCUGAGCCCAGCUACUUCACUCGGUGCAUUCAGAUCUGCAUGGAGAACUAUGAGAGGAACCUUGGGCAGCACCUCGGAUAGAUUUCACAUGCUUACUUCCAGGAGAAUCAAUGUGACGUUCAUAUGAAUAUUCUGCAGGAAACAAAACCAGUUAAUGGACUGUUCCAGAAGAAACAUCUUGAGUCAUGCAUUUGAGAUGUUUUCAUUAAUGAAAGGCUCUGUAGGAUGCUAUAUUGGGUGAAAAUGUACGUCAUCUAACAACCACUCAAGAACAUUAGCAGCAUGUGUGCCACCUUAAAGGUGCAGUGUGUAGAUUUUUAAAGUGUUCGUAGACCUGUAAUAAUCAUGUGUUUUCAAACAUAGCUUAGAAAACAAACAAACUGUGAUUUGCAGUAUUGCUAUGGAAUGGAUUUGGGUAGUUUCUUGGUUUUAGGAUUCUGUUCACAUUUUUAUGGCCCAAAAAUAGAACAUAUCUCCAGGUGGAAUGGACCAUUUUUCCAUAACGCACAGUUUCAGCAGAGUGCAUGAGGUCAGUUGGGACAAAAUCACAGGCACAUGCUAGCAGGUAAAAACUGACGUGCAGCAAUUAAAUUUAUAUGAAGUGUACAAGUGACAACAGCGGCAUGGUGGCAAAUCGCUGUGCACCGUUUAAUUUGAGAUUUUCCCAGUUGUAUGCAGUUACGAUGGGGUAAAGUGACCACUCCAAACAGCUCUCUCCAGUAAAUCCCUAUGGCACAUGUUGUCCAGUGUCCCUCAAAACCCUCUGACACUCACUUUAGUUCUGAGCUACAUUUAGUUCUGACUUAAUUGCAUUUGUAUAUAGAUUAUGCAGUAGACUGUAAACAUUUUGGUGACUACCAUCUCAUAUUCGAACUUAAAAAGCUAGACCGAAUACUGCUCUAGAGAUAAUAGUAGAGAAAAUAUAGAAGUAAUGUUAUCUACUUGUUGCUUCAAGUAGCAAAAUAACGCACAAUAUAGUAUUGAAAGAUCACGUGACAACAUAACUCUAGUGGUACUGAGAUUAUUCAGAAGUUAUUUAGUUCUGUGCAAUUAAUGCAGUAUUUCUCGCAAAUGUAGAGUUCCGAGUUGUUUCUGUGUAGAAGAUUUUCACGACGUUGAAGUACUCAGGGAUGGUGAUGUUACUGGGCAUUUUUGUAUUUACACUUGAUCAUGAUCAUACUUGAAUUUUUGGACUGCUUUCCUUUGAAAAGAUCAGGGCAUGGGGUUUCAAAUGUAACUAUAAAAUGGUAUGUCCUUGUGUUUUGAGCAACUGAAUUGCUCAGGAGUGAACACACUGUUUAGAAAGGCACGGUUGUUUUUAACAUAUGCAUAUUCUGUUUAGAAUUAUUUUUUCUUAUUUGAAAUGGUAGAGGGUAAAAUAUCAGUGGAGGGUUGUUAUUUGUUAUACUACUCAAAUAUAAUACUGCAUUAUGAUUAUUUAUUUUGAUUUACAUUGGGUGAUGUAGAUGCUAUUUAGUAUUUUUAUUUAAUGUUUCAGAUAUUAUUUUGUGUUG